This is a messenger RNA of Arvicola amphibius (Eurasian water vole), 492 nucleotides long. RefSeq names its product calcium and integrin binding family member 4 (gene Cib4). The record is from RefSeq and is a predicted model, not a curated record. The transcript is spliced from 5 exons. Gene Ontology annotation, molecular function: calcium ion binding. The coding region runs from base 1 to 492 and encodes 163 amino acids. Lineage: Eukaryota; Metazoa; Chordata; Mammalia; Rodentia; Cricetidae.
AUGCCUCUCCUCUUUCUCCUCAGUAUCCACAAGACCUUCCUGAAGCUCUGCCCCUCAAGGAAGCACUAUAAGGAGGCCACACUGACCAUGGACCAGGUCAGCUCCCUUCCUGCUCUGAGGGUAAACCCUUUCAGAGACCGAAUCUGCAGGGUGUUCUCCCACAACGGUGUGUUUUCUUUCGAAGAUGUGCUGGGCAUGGCAUCGGUGUUCAGUGAGCAGGCCUGCCCCAGCCUGAAGAUAGAAUACGCCUUUCGCAUCUAUGAUUUUAACGAGAACGGCUUCAUCGACGAGGAAGACCUCCAGAAAAUCGUGCUAAGGCUGCUGAAAAGUGACGACGUGUCUGAGGAUCUGUUGAUGGACGUCACGCACCACGUCCUGAGCGAGUCAGAUCUGGACAAUGACAACAUGCUGUCCUUCUCUGAGUUUGAACACGCAAUGGCCAAAUCUCCAGAUUUCAUGAACUCCUUUCGGAUUCAUUUCUGGGGAUGUUGA